CAAGCAGCACUCAAGUGUCAUCGGGCACAUGUUCCGUCAGGCUCAUGAAAUGGAUUCAAUCUAUGAAAAUUCAGGUUUCAUACUUUCAACAGUUGCUUCCAGUGAAAAACCUUCUCGAUUCAAUGAUAAUUCCACUGAAGAACAAGAGAGAGAAGUCACUUCCCCAAAGUGGAUUAAAGUUCUUCUGAUUGUUCUGGGUUUUUCUCUUGUUUUUGCUCUCGGAGGUCUCUGUGCUCUGUGGAUGCUUUAUAAUCAAAAGCUUGCUGAUUUUGAGUUACUGAAUAAUCAACACAUCAUGAUUUCAAAGCAACUGUCAGCUCAAGAGAUCAACGGCACAAUUCUGAUUAGAGAGCUAGAGGAAUGUAAAUCCAAUUACACAAGAGUUAGAGAACACUUUCAACUUCAUGAUGUAAUGAAGAAAGAGUACUUCAUUCUUACAGCCAGAUACAACACACUUAGAAAAUGGUUGUCGUUUUACGAUGCUAAGUCUUGUAAUCUCUCUGUGGAUGGCUGGAUAGCUUGUCGUGGAAAGCUGUAUUUAUUCAGCUCAGAUAAACUGAACUGGUCAAGCAGUCGAGAUGUCUGUAUUUCAAAAGGAGCCGAUCUGGUCACCAUAACCAGCCAAUCAGAACAGGAUUUUCUGGUCUCUAAAAUUAAAGAGACGCACUGGAUUGGUCUGAAUGAUCUGGAAACUGAAGGACACUGGGUUUGGGUGAAUAACCAAACUCUCAGUGAAACUGGAGUACAGUUCUGGUUCAGAGAGGGGCCAAGAGAACCUGAUAACUGGAAAAACCAGGAUCCAUCUGGAGAGAACUGUGCUAGUCUGGGAGAUGAGAACGGCAACUUUCAAUCUUGGUUUGAUGCUUCUUGUAAAAAACAGAAAAAGUUUAUUUGUGAAAAGAAAUAUUAAUUUACCUAUAGUGAUACAUAAUGAAACAUCAGUGAUAUAUUGUGUACUGUAUAUGUGCAGAACAAAAUUGGGUUUGGAUUUGCUUACUUUUACCCAACUAAAAAUGCUACUUCUCCUGUUCUGUGUUUUAAUGAAUGAGAUCUGAAGCAGAUUUACCUAAUAAAACAAAAGCUUUUUGUAUUGAUAGCUCACACUUCACUCAUCUUGCAAUCAGUUUUAACAUCAAUAUGACAUGCAAUUCUGUAAUUAAAUGCUUUAAUAUCAUCUGUGAAACUGAAGAAGCUGACAGUUAAAAUAAAUGUAUAGUCAAUAUCUGUUUUGUGCACACAUCUAAAUAUAUAAUGUGUGCUAUAGAUAAAUGAACAAUGUAAAUGUGUGCUUCAGCUAUUUCAAGUCACAGUAGGUAACUGUGAAAAAUUCAACAAAUUAAUCACUGCUAAUUUGAUUUAGUAUGUUUACAACAUGCAGUUUUUGCCAGUUCAGUUUUUUUCUCUACAGGAGAUCACUAAAU
This is a messenger RNA of Cyprinus carpio (common carp), 1421 nucleotides long. Its product is annotated as lectin BRA-3-like. The record is from RefSeq and is a predicted model, not a curated record. NCBI's taxonomy places the organism in Eukaryota, Metazoa, Chordata, Actinopteri, Cypriniformes, Cyprinidae.